Messenger RNA from Aureococcus anophagefferens, 2340 nucleotides. RefSeq lists its product as hypothetical. Gene Ontology annotation, cellular component: U7 snRNP. Gene Ontology annotation, molecular function: U7 snRNA binding. The coding region runs from base 1 to 2340 and encodes 779 amino acids. Gene Ontology annotation, biological process: mRNA 3'-end processing by stem-loop binding and cleavage. The transcript has 6 exons. Lineage: Eukaryota; Pelagophyceae; Pelagomonadales; Pelagomonadaceae. The record is from RefSeq and is a predicted model, not a curated record.
AUGGACGCGCCGCCGCCGGGCGCCGCGCCGCCGCCCACGGCGGCGCCGGACGGCGCCUUCCGCGCGCGCGUCGAGGCCUACUACCGGGAGCACAACCCGGCGCGGCUGUCGCUCGUCGACGAGAUCGUGGCCAAGUACGCGGGCCGCGAGGAGGCGCUCUGGGCCAAGCUCGCGAAGAAGUACGACGGCGCCGCGACGGCGGCCGACCGCGUCGACUUCCGGUCGCGGACCUUCGACGCGCUCGCGGCGCUGCGGACGCCCGGCGUCGCGCCGCCCGCGCCGUCGGCGCGGCCGCUGGACAACGUGCACAAGUUCCGGCCCUUCCUGCCCGCGAGCAGCGGCGAGCGCGACGACCGCGUGAAGCAGAGCGCGCACCACGCGCCGCGGCCCGAGCCCGACGCGGCCGCGUCGUCGCGCGGCGCCGAGCUGCUCGAGGCCGUGACGGACCCGCUCCGCGACGGCCCCCACGGCGUGCUCUGGCGCGCGCUCCGCGACCGCGCGGCCGUCAAGGUCGUCCUCCGCCGCGUCAACUGCAUCCGCGGCAGCUGCGUCGGCCUCCUCAAGGCCUUCGACCGCCACAUGAACCUCGUCCUCGUCGACGCCGCGGAGACGACGGUGCCGCCCAUGCGGAACCCGGACCGCGCGCGGCCCGUGACGCGCUUCCUCAAGCAGGUCCUCAUCCGCGGCGACAACGUCGUCCUCGUCUGCCGCGCGCCGAACCUCGUCGGCCACGACCGGCACCAGCAACGGAGCAAGCGCGGGCCGGGCCGAUCCGAGAAGACGGUGACCGUCCGGAAAUACCUCCGGAAGCUGUCCGACGGCGACGACGUGGAGAAGGAGAAGGAGGCGGCGCUGGAGCGGCUCUGGGCGGGGCUCAUCGAUGAGCACGGAGAACACCUGGGCCUCGGGGUCGUCGGCGGCGACGGCGCGAUGGACGAGGACGCGGCGCCCGAGGAGGCGGGGGUCCCAGCAGCAGCCCGCGGGCCCGUCGUUUCGAGCGACCGCAUCGACGAGGGCGUCGGCUCCAGCGACUCCAGCGACGAGGGCUGCGCGGGCUGCGCCAAGUGCGUGACGAAGGACGCGCUGCUCCGCGAGGCCGACAUGGAGAUUCAGAGCCUCCGCGCGAAGUUGUCGACGCCUGGGGCCGCGUGGGCCAAGACCGUCGAGGCGCUCCCGAACCGCACGCAGGGCAUGGCGAAGAAGGGUUUGGCGCUCAUGGCGCGCCUCGAGCCGACGAGCACGCCGCGCGCGAACGGCGGACCCGACGGUAGCGGAUCCGACGACGACUCCAGCGACGAUCCGGAGCCCCCCCGGCCGCGGCGCCGGGUCACAGCCGCUCGUGUCGACGAGCCAUCGGCGGGGCCGGCGACAGAGGCGAAGGCCCGUGACGUGAAUCCUGUGCUCGCGGCCCUCUUCGUGCACGGCGGAGGCGACCAGAGCCGGACCGCGGCGAUCCUCCAGGCCGUCGUCGCGCGAGCAGGGAAGCUGCUGCGACUGGACUUGAAGGAGAUCAAGGCCCUACGCGCCAUGGGCCGGGCGAUCAAGGGCUACUUCUCGCUCGCGGCCCUUCCGAACGGCGGGACGCGUCGGAAGUAUGCCCAGCAGAAGGUGGACGCGGUGAUGGAGGCUGUAACGCCGGCGGAUGGCGCUGCCAAGAACUUGCUCCGGGGCAUCUCGCGGGUCUGCUGCGGCGACAACGUGAGCCACAGCGUCAUCGGUCGCUUCUCGAACGCGGCGGAUCGACGGAAGCUACAAGACGACGCGGGCAAGCUUGCACGCCACCGCAUGCGGGCUCUGCGCUCUGAUCUCGUCGACCUCGCCUGUGCUCGUGAGUAUUGGCACCAGAACGACGACGUGCGACUCGACACUUUCGCGGGGAGGUGCACCAAGAAGGUGAAGAUCGUCACGGUCCAGGUCGACUCCGACGGGCGGAGGACGCUCGUCGUGAAGGAGGAUCACCACCAGCGCCACACGAAGCACGCGGGCGAUUUGGAGAUCUACCAGGCCUUCCUGAAGUCGGCGGGCUACGCCUCUCACCUCGCCGCCCAUCCCAGCCACAAGAUCUCCUUCACGCUCUUCAAGCGGGCCAAGUGCCCGUGCAUCGGCGAGCCGCACCAGCGCGAGUGCGCCGACGAGAUCAAGACCAGCAUGAGGGAACGACUGCUCGCUCUGAACCGCCUGCGCCUCUCGGACACUGACGUCGAGGUGAAGCUCCGCGAGUACCGGCUCCAGCCCCGGACGGUGAAAGGCGAAGACGACGAGGGCAACAGUAUCAGCUCCACCAUGGCCGUCAAGGAGCUCACGGAGGUCAUGCAUCGGAUCCACGACUCGUCGACGUGA